AUGGGUGGCCCGACACAGUCUGGAAAUGACAACCUGACCGUGCGCGACAACCGCACGGGUAAGGUCUACACCAUCCCGAUCGGGGACAAUGCAGUUUCUGCCACGGCGUUUAAAGCUAUGAUAGCGCCCAGGAAGCCGGGAGAGCGCGAAGAGAACGAGACCGAGAAAGGCUUGCGCGUGCAGGACAAGGGGUUCUUGAACACUGCCGUCAUUCGGAGUGAGAUAACGUAUAUUGACGGAGAGGCCGGAGUGCUCAGAUACAGAGGGUAUCCAAUCGAGCAGCUCGCCGUGCAUUCCUCCCACCUUGAGACGGCUUAUCUUCUUAUAUAUGGCGCUCUUCCAACCAAGGAGCAGUUUGGCUUCUUCCAGAGCGAGGUUUUGCUUCACUCAGUGAUACACUCGGACGCGGAAGGUUUCUUCCGCUCAUUCCGAUAUGAUGCGCAUCCUAUGAGCAUGCUUACAAGCGCCUUCGCUAUGUUGGGAUCCUAUUAUAGCGAGGCCAACCCGUCUCUACAAGGUCAACGACUGUAUACAAAGGGUGAUAAAAUUUCCCUCGCCACAAUGGACAGACAGAUUUAUAGGCUGAUUGGCAAGGCGACUACUCUCGCCGCGAUGGCGUACCGUAUCCGACAAGGUCGAGAUUUCGUCACACCUCCCACUGGCCUCAGCUAUACUGGCUCGUUCUUGUACCAGAUGGACCACCUUGGAGAGGAAAACUAUGUUCCCAAUCCCGUCCUAGAGAAGGCCCUUGAUGUCCUGUUCCUCCUGCAUGCGGAUCACGAACUGAACGCGUCAUGUACGACGGUAUUGCAGACCGGAAGCUCGCUGGUCGACCCCUACUCUGCUGUUGCUGCGGGCUGUGCUUCACUCUAUGGGCCUCUACAUGGUGGUGCGAACGAGGCUGUCAUUCGGAUGCUAAUCUCAAUCGGACGUCCGGAGAACGUACCUGCGUUCAUUGAGGCAGUCAAGAGGCGCGAGAAAACGCUUUCAGGGUUUGGUCACCGCGUAUACAAAACUUCGGACCCUCGUUCCUUCAUCGUGCGCAAGACUGCAGACGAAGUUUUCAAAGUGACCGGAAAGGAUGAACUUCUCGAGACAGCUAUGGCACUGCAUGAUGCAGCGAUGAAGGAUGAGUACUUCGUCAAGCGGAAGCUUGCUCCAAACGUGGACUUCUGUGGACUGAUCUACCGGGCAAUGGGCUUUCCCCUCGACUUUUUCCCUGUGUUGUUCGUAGUACCGAGAGUGGUAGGGUGGCUAGCCCACUGGCGUCAGAUGAUGCUGCAGGAAGGCGGUGUGAAGAUCUGGCGUCCGCGGCAGGUUUACGUGGGUGCGGGAAGACGCGACUACGUCCCUCUAGAACAGCGUCCGGGCGUCCAGGACGCAAGACAGACCCCUUCUGCGGUCGAGCAUGGAGGGAUCACGAAGCGCUCUAUGCUGGCGAGCUUCGAGGGAAAGGCGAGACUAUAA
Sparassis crispa is the source of this 1467-nucleotide messenger RNA. Its product is annotated as peroxisomal citrate synthase. Gene Ontology annotation, molecular function: acyltransferase activity, acyl groups converted into alkyl on transfer. The record is from RefSeq and is a predicted model, not a curated record. The coding region runs from base 1 to 1467 and encodes 488 amino acids. Gene Ontology annotation, biological process: tricarboxylic acid cycle. The transcript has 19 exons. NCBI's taxonomy places the organism in Eukaryota, Fungi, Basidiomycota, Agaricomycetes, Polyporales, Sparassidaceae.